Messenger RNA from Eruca vesicaria subsp. sativa (arugula), 876 nucleotides. NCBI's taxonomy places the organism in Eukaryota, Viridiplantae, Streptophyta, Magnoliopsida, Brassicales, Brassicaceae. The record is from the annotation of a GenBank genome assembly.
AUGGCGAUUCGAAUAACUUUCACUUACUCCACCUAUGUUGCAACCUCUCCUCCUCCGCCUCCGCCAAACUCCGGCGGGGAUCUCCGAUCCUGCUUCCUUACUCCAAACCACUUGCAUGCCACUAAUCCAUUGAUGACUGGAGAUAGCUGCAGCUUAGUGUCUAAGGAAAUGUGUCUCCCUUUGUGUGAUAUGACUAAUGUUCCAAGCAAGAGAGGAAUCUCCUCGAUUCUAGGUGAUUUUCUUUUGAAAUCUGGGGAUGAUGCUGGUAAAAGCGUUGCUCGUGAAGGCUCAGGGGUUAAGUUUUCCAAGAGGUUGUGUUUAGUUGUUGACGACUUGGUCAAGGAGAGUACUAGGACUUGUAGUGAUACAAAAAAUGGUUCUUCUGAUGGUGAUAAGUUUAGUUUUGAUGCUGAUUCUGAGAAUUUCGAUGUGAAAGAGUCUCAGGGUGAGACCAAUGCAGUAGAUACUUCUGUGGUGGAACUUAGUCAGAGAGUGUGUGAGAAGGACUCGAAUGUUGCUGACUUUUCGAGUCAAACUGAUGCUGUUUCUGGUGAAGACUUGACCAUGACUGUGUUGAGUAGCAGCAAUUGUGUAAGUGAUGACAGGUUGCCUAGUUCUGAGAUUAUCAAGCCGUUUAAUAUGAGCAGAUGUUCGGCUGUUGACAAUAUGGGGAUGGUAAACCACGGUAUGGAUGGUGAUGAUGAGCUUAAGUCAUGCUCUUGUUCCUUUUGCCUGAAAGCUGCAUAUAUAUGGUCAGAUCUUCACUACCAGGAUAUCAAAGGUCGAUUAUCAGUGUUGAAGAAGAGCCAGAAAGAAGCUAGUAUCUUGAUCCGAAGGAAUGGUAAAGCAAGGCCAAUGGAUGUUUAUGUUAAGUGA